Molecule: messenger RNA, 1593 nt
Organism: Vidua macroura (Pin-tailed whydah)
Lineage: Eukaryota; Metazoa; Chordata; Aves; Passeriformes; Viduidae
Product: methanethiol oxidase-like
Exons: 10
Coding region: 78-1310 (410 amino acids)
Molecular function (GO): protein binding; selenium binding
Source: RefSeq, a predicted model, not a curated record
ACCAGCCCGAUUUCCUGGCCACCGUGGACCUCAACCCGCGCUCCUGCCACUACGGCCAGGUGAUCCACCGGCUGCCCAUGCCCAACCUCAAGGACGAGCUGCACUGCGCGGGCUGGGGCCCCGCCUGCGGCUGCUUCGACAGCGGCGCCGCGGCCAAAAGGACCAAGCUGGUCCUGCCCUGCCUCAUCUCCUCCCGCAUCUACGUGGUGGAUGUGGGCUCCCAGUGCCGGGCGCCUCGGAUCUGCAAGAUGAUCGAGCCCGUGGAUGUGUUCUGGAAGUGCGACAAGGGCUACCUGGCUGCCACCCACCCCCUGCCCAACGGGGAUGUCCUGAUCGCCAACAUGGGCGACCCCGCUGGCAACGGCAAAGGCGGUUUCCUGGUGCUGGACGGAGAGAGCUACGACCUGAAGGGCAACUGGGAGAACGAGUGUGAGACUCCCCCGACCGGCUGCGACUUCUGGUACAAGGCCCAGCACAACGUCCUGGUCAGCUCGGCCGGGCCGGUCCCCAAAGUGGCCGGGCGUGGCUUCAACCCCGAUGACCUCAAGAAAGGGGUCUUCGGCCGCCGCCUGAACGUGUGGAACUUGUCGUGCCGCAGCCUCACGCAGUGCUUCGACCUGGGCGAGGAUUCUCUGCCGCUGAACGUGCGCUUCCUGCACAGCCCCGAGGCCGCCGAGGCCUACGUGGGCUGCGCCCUGAGCGGGGCCAUCUUCCGCCUCUACAAAUCCUGCGAGGCGAACAACUGGGCCGUGGAGGAGGUGAUCCGGAUCCCGGCCAAGGACGUGUCGGGCUGGAUCAUGCCCAAGAUGCCAGCCUUCAUCGCCGACCUCGUCAUCAGCCCGGACGACCGGUUCCUGUACGUGAGCAAUUGGCUGCACGGGGACAUCCGGCAGUACGAGCUGGCCAGGAACUGCAAGCCCCGGCUGGUGGGGCAGGUGUUCGUGGGGGGCAGCAUCCUGCGAGGGGGCCCCGUGAGCGUGUGCAGGGACGAGGAGCUCAAGUGCCAGCCCGAGCCGCUGGUGGUCAAGUGCAAGCGCGUGUACGGCGGCCCCGCCUCGCUGCAGCUGAGCCUGGACGGGAAGCGGCUCUACGUGACCAACUCCUUGUACAGCACCUGGGACCGGCAGUUCUACCCCAGCCUGAUCAAGGAGGGCUCGGUGAUGCUGCAGCUGGACGUGGACACGGAGCGGGGCGGCCUGGCCGUGAACAAGAACUUCCUGGUGGAUUUCGGCAAGGAGCCGAACGGGCCGUGCUUGGCGCACGAGAUUCGCUUCCCCGGCGGCGACUCCAAAUCCGUGACCCUGCCCUGAGGGACCCCGGCAGCGCCGCUGUCCCCCCCCGGCAGCGCCGCUGUCCCCCCCCGGCAGCGCCGCCCCGGGCAAAGGGCGCCGGCGGCGGGACCGGGGCUCCCGGGGGGGUUCGGCCUUUGGGGUGCCCCGGGUGACGGGUUCGGUGUCCCCUGGGUGAUUCUGGGCUUUGGGAUCCCCUGCGGGAUUGCGGCUGUGCGGUGCGCCGGGGGAUUUCAGCAUUUGGGCUCCCCCGGGCCAUUCCCGGCCCUCCCUGUCCCUCUGUCCCUGUCCCUCUGUCCCCCUG